CCAACAGCUGAGCGGAGCAGAGAACAAAUUGCUGCUUCUAGCAUCGUUAUUUAAUCGCUGCAGACGAUCGCGCGCGCUUCAGGUGAAAUAUACAAAUUUUGUCUUCAGUGCAGUCUCGUUACAAUCCAAACGGAAUCAUGAAGCUGUUUUCAUGUUAGCGAAUCGUGUAACGCCGCACCAUACCUGUAACCCACUUUUCGAUAAGAUAAGAUAAAAUGCGCUCUUAUCAGCGGUGGAGUACCCCAACCGAUUCAAGUAUAAUGCAACCGGUGCGAUUGGGGCUCUCAUUUCGACGGUGGAUCGCGAUACGAGAUAUUCUAGAAUCGACGUCCGCCCAUCAAAGACGGAAGUGUGUCCCAACAGGAAUCAACGUGCGUUGUGGGAUUAGGAAAUCAAGUGCGCAAAAGUGACUCAUCCCGUGAUCCGUAACGUUCGAAACUCGUGUAGGAAAAUUAGUUCAAUUAUAUCCGCAAGACAGUGACUGCAGCUAGUAAUUAAGUGAAUACCAAGACGAUUGUUAUGUGCGAAUAGAAGAAUUUCCAAUCAACGAUGAAGAUUCUAGUGAAGUGUUCAAUCGUGGCGAUCUGCCUGGGAUUGAUCUUGACCAGCACAGUAGGCGCCGCCGAUGAUGACGACGCCAGCAAAAACAGCACAAGCGACAAAAAAGAUAACUCUACCGAUAGCAAUGCCAAUCAAACAUCCAACAAGGAGCCAAAUCCUCUAUGCAACACGUGCUCCUGCAACGCCAAGGAGCGAACCUUCGACUGCUCCUCGAUGAAGCUGUACAAGCUGUUCAACAUGAGCGACUGGGCUACGUUGAACGACAGCGGAGUCGCCACCGACAAGAUGAUCCUCAGCCGUAACGGCAUCCCAGAAGUGCCUCAAUUUCCCAAGUUCGAUGUCAAAGUGUUGGAUCUGAGCUUCAACAACAUCAGCGUCAUCGUCAAGAAGGCCUUCUACUACCUGAAGGAUCUGGAGGUGCUGGAUUUGUCGCAUAACAUGCUGACUCGAAGAGCGCUCAUUCCGGAGAUCUUCGAAGGAAGCUACAAUCCGGACGAGUACCUACCGAUGGAAAAGUUGCGGGUGCUACGCUUGGGCAACAACGAACUGCACUCGCUGGAUCCGGAUCUGUUCGAGCAUUUGCCCGUCCUGGAGGAGCUGAGCUUGAAGGAGAAUGUGUUCAAGAUCAUCGAUCAGUCGACGGAGGUCGCCAUCGGGAACAUUAUGACCCUGAGGGUGUUGGAUUUGAGCUACAUGGAGCUGUUGGAGAUUCCGAAGCGGAUCUUCCACUCCCCGCAAGGGCUGCAGUAUUUGAACCUGACGGGAAACUUGUUGACGAGUGUUCCUGAGGCGUUGGACUACGCGAUCAAUCUGAAGUGGCUCAGUUUGGACGAGAAUCCGAUAGAGAGUAUUCAGGGGGAAGGCGUAUUCCCGGCGAUCAAGACAUUGGAGUACCUGAGCCUUUCCUACAUUACGCCGUUGAAGGUGAUUGGACGCGGGGCGUUCAGCAAGUUGGAAGGUCUCAAGGAGAUACACAUUUGCAACAAUCCGGAGCUGACGCAUCUGCACGGAGAAGCGUUCAGCCGGGCCAACGCGGACGAUCCGGGGCGAAUGGAGUGGCCCCGAGUGAAGCAGCUCUACCUGCAUAACAACAAUCUGAGUAUGUUGGACUCGCAGCUGCUGGCCCGGUGGGACGACAUGGAGGUGAUUGACGUGCGGGUCAACCCGUGGUUGUGCGACUGCGACAACCAGUGGAUGGUGGAGACCCUGCUGGCGAUCAUCGAGAAGACGACGCCCAAAAUCAUGAACAAUAUUGUAUGCGCCGCCCCUGAUCAGAUGAAGGGCCUUUCGAUGGUCGACCUGGAGCACAAGCACAGCCAGAUGCGUUGCCUGGACAAGUACGGCAACAGGCCGCAGAACGAUGGCGCUCUGUUGAUUGGCCUGCUGAUCGGCAUCUUGGCGGGCAUUCCCCUCACCGCGGCGGUCAUCAUGAUCUACCGGCGGGGUUGUUUCGGCCUGGUCCGCCGGGGACCGGCCGACUUUUCGCGGGCUUUCUACACCCGUGCCACCAACGACGAAAACUUCUAGUUCGUCAGCAAUUGAUUGUGCCAAAUAAUAGUAGGUCUCCAUAGAGUGAGACGAUUUCUAAGUCAGGGUUUGUGAUGACAUUUUAGUUAUGCCUUUCCAUUCAAGAUAGUGUUAGUAGGCUAUGACUUCAUCAGUGAUUAGUGUUAAGGUGUGUGUGAAGAAGCAUCCAAGUGAGCCAUAAUAAAAUCGAUUACAGGGAGUAUUUCUCUGACAGUGAC
Aedes aegypti (yellow fever mosquito) is the source of this 2306-nucleotide messenger RNA. Its product is annotated as leucine-rich repeat neuronal protein 3. The transcript is spliced from 4 exons. Lineage: Eukaryota; Metazoa; Arthropoda; Insecta; Diptera; Culicidae. The record is from RefSeq and is a predicted model, not a curated record. Gene Ontology annotation, molecular function: protein binding. The coding region runs from base 550 to 2088 and encodes 512 amino acids. Gene Ontology annotation, cellular component: extracellular matrix.